AUGACCACUACCAAUAAAAUCAAAGACAUCAUGGAAGUCAUUGAAGACAAAGAAAACGAAUUGGUGUUUGAGAAAAAUGUCUCUAUUCCAAUAAAGGCAUCUGAUCUUCCAGUGAGAUGUAAUGUCUAUAGACCAAUUGCUCCAGAAGGUGCCAAAUUCCCUGUCCUUGUGACAUAUGGACCUUAUGGAAAAGAUAUUCCUUACGAUAAUUUCUUCGCCAAAUCCUUCAGCGAGGUGAACCCUGAGCACAGAAGCAAAUAUAGUGCUUGGGAAACCCCAGAUCCAGUAUUCUGGACUUCCAAAGGAUAUGUCGUUGUGAGGGCAGAUGAGAGAGGACUAGGUCAAAGUCCUGGACUCUUAGAUACAAUGUCUCGAGGCACGAGCGAGUGUUUCUUCGAUGUUGUUGAGUGGGCAUCGGAGCAACCCUGGUCUUCCGGGAAAGUUGGAUUAUUGGGAAUCAGCUAUUAUGCGGGCAGUCAAUGGCGUGUUGCAGCUCGUAGGCCAAAGGGUCUUGCGGCUAUUAUCCCAUGGGAGGGAAUGACUGAUUAUUACCGUGAUCGAUGCAGACAUGGUGGAAUACUCUCAGAUGAAUUCAUCCGAUUUUGGUGGAAUAGACAAGUUAUUACCAAUCAAUAUGGUCGACCUGGACGUGCAGCUUCAAAAUGGGGCGAGGAUACUAUUGAAGGAAAUUUGGAUGAAGAGACGCUUCUUAGGAAUCGUAACGACCAGACUAUCGAUAAUGUAAACAAUCGCUUUUUAGAUGAUGAGUAUUACAAGUCAAAGGAUUUUAAUCUGGAAGAUAUUGAGGUUCCGGUUUUAUCGGUAGCGAAUUGGGGAGGUAUUCUGUUGCAUCUUCGAGGCAAUGUAAACGGCUACAUGUGGGCAGGUUCCAAGUUGAAGUAUCUCCGUUUCAUUACUGGACGUCACGAUCUUCCCUUUUACUACAAAGAAGAAGUUGAAAUACAGAAAACGUUCCUCGAUGCGUUCCUCAAGGAUGACGAUAAAAUCGGUUGGUCUACGCCCGGAAAGGUCAGCCCUGUCAGCGUGAUUCUUCGAAAAGGAGACGUUGGUUACAAUAAUGCCGAAGCGGAAACUAAAUAUGAACGAAGAGAAGAAACAGAAUGGCCAUUAGCAGGAACACAAUAUACCAAGUUCUAUCUCACACCAGAGAAAACGCUUUCCAGAGAUACUCCAGCAUCAAGUGCGGACAAAGUUUCAUAUGAUGCGCUGAGUACUCUCAAAAAUCCAAAACUUGUCCAAUUCACAAGCGCAUCAUUCGAGCAGGAAACAGAAAUUACCGGGCAUAUCACCGCACAUCUGAACGUAUCCCUUUCUCCUUCUCCAUCAGCAACCGCCCUGGAGAAAGACAUCGAUAUCUUUCUGACCCUCCGCCAUAUCUCCCCCGCAGGUGAAGAAAUUUUCUACACCGGCACGGCAGGAGAUCCGGUUCCACUAACCAAAGGCUGGCUCCGAGUAUCUCUCCGUAAAAUUGCGGAGAAGCAUCCGCGAAAUUUACCACAUCAACCAUAUCGCGAAUAUCGCUCAGUUGAUGUUCAGGAAGUUAAACCAGAAACGAGUUAUGCAGUGGAUGUUGAGGUGUGGCCCACUAAUGUUGUGGUAGAGAGAGGGGGAAAGAUUGUGCUCGAAGUGAGUUCGGGGGACACUCAGGGAAGUGGAAUUUUUGCUCAUGGGAAUGAGAAAGAUAGAUCCGUAGAUAGGUUUGCAGGUAAGAAUAACAUUCAUUUCGGUGAUGGACAGGAGAAUUUCGUCACAUUGCCUAUUGUGCCGUCAAGAUCAUAG
Botrytis fragariae is the source of this 1800-nucleotide messenger RNA. RefSeq names its product putative x-pro dipeptidyl-peptidase (s15 family) protein. Bases 1 to 1800 code for a protein of 599 amino acids. Gene Ontology annotation, molecular function: dipeptidyl-peptidase activity. The transcript is spliced from 5 exons. The record is from RefSeq and is a predicted model, not a curated record. Lineage: Eukaryota; Fungi; Ascomycota; Leotiomycetes; Helotiales; Sclerotiniaceae.